GCAAAAUUUGUGUCCAGAACUUGUUGGGGGACAAUAGGGGUAGGGUUGAAAUCCAAGGACACUUGUGAUGAACAAUGUGCCUGGGACCAAGAGUAUAAGAGGAUUAGUCCGAAAGACUUCAGAGUAGAGAAGAGUCGGGCUGCUGUGAGAGUCGAAGACAGGAACUGUGGGAGACUAGCCAGGAUCACACAGGUACUGCAUUAUGGAAGAUUCAGAAAGAGAAUUAUUGAAAUUUAAAGGAUUUUAUUUUCAGCGUAAAGGAUUGGAUAUUGGCUUUUUAGAAAAUUUAGAUGAUUUUAAAAUUAGAGAUGAUGAUGUCUUCGUAGUCACAUACCCCAAAUCUGGAACCAUCUGGUGUCGGCAGAUAUUAAGCUUGAUUUAUUUUGAAGAACAUCGCAAAAGAACAGAAAAUGUGGAAACAAAUCUUCGUGUCCCCUUUCUUGAGUACUCUAAACAUAUAGAUUUUGGCAAAAGACCAUCUCCUCGUCUCUUCGUUACCCAUCUUCCAUACAACUUGGUUCCAAGAGGGCUAAAGAACAAAAAAGCCAAAAUUAUAUAUGUAUACAGAAACCCUAAGGAUGUUAUGUGCUCAUAUUUCCAUUUUCUAAACACAUAUUCAACCUUUAAAGCUGAGGACACCAUGGAGGCAUUUAUGAAACAAUUUUUGGAAGGGAAAGUGGUAGGAAGCCUUUGGUUUGACCAUAUCAGAGGUUGGUAUGAGCACAGAAAUGACUUCAAUAUUCAGUUCAUGAUGUAUGAAGAAAUGAAGAAGGAUCUCAGAAGUUCUGUGUUAAAACUCUGCAAAUUUCUGGGUGAAGACCUGAAUGAGGAGAGUGUGGAUGCUGUGGUGAGACAGGCCACAUUUGAGAACAUGAAGGAUGAUCCACUAGCAAACUUUGAAAACAUACUUAAGACGAAUGUUGGAUUAAAACGUGAAGGCCAUUUUCUUCGCAAAGGUACCAUUGGAGACUGGAAAAAUCACAUGACUGUCGAGCAGAAUGAAAAAUUUGACAAGAGUUUUCAAAAGCAGAUGAAAGACUUUCCAUUGCAGUUCAUCGGGAUGUAAAUGAAACACAGAAUUAAGCUCAGCACACAGAAUCCUAAGAAAGCACCUUCAGCAGGAAAUACAUUAAAUCAUACACUUCAAUCUUUGAUUCUCUGAACCACGUUACAAGAUCUCACUUAUUAAUGAAUAUUAAUAUAAUGACCUUUAUAUUUCUGCCAUCAGGAGAGCUUUCCAUUUCCAGGCAUUCCUGCAUUUUUGAUCCAGUGAGAAUUCCUCAUGUCGCUUUGGUAUAUAAUCGUGGAUAGUUGUACUUUUUGUUUUACAUUUACUUACAAACUGCUUAUGAUCUUUCUGCCAUAUUCAGAAUUUUGAUUUUCAUGUAAUAUUAUGAGUCCCUCUUUCAUUACAUGGCUUGUGUGUUUUAUGUUUUACUCUGGAGGACUCUUUCUCAAAUGUAUUCAUAUAUUCAUAAGUCAUAUCUUUCUUUUAUUUGGAUUUUAUUCUCAGGCUAUAAGAAUACUAUUUAAUUAUUUCUUAUGAAUAACGAGUUCACGUAACAUCACUUACUACUUAAAAUAGAUGUUAUUAUUUUCCAAAUAAUUGUAGGUAUAAAAGUUGACUCUGUAUAUACUGUUCUGCUUUUGUUUCCUUUAUUAAAACCAUUCCACUUAAAUUUCUAAAAUGACAUUAUGAACUCUUAUAUAGAAUCCUGUUGGAAUUUUGUUAGUUACUGCUUUACAUUUAAGAAGUAAUUUAAAAUUGACUUUAUAAAUUGAGACUUGCCAUUCAGAAAUAUUUUGUGUUCAUCAUUUAUUUGCGUUUUUAUUCACAUCAGUUGCUACAGAUACCUGGUCCUUAUAAAAGCCUUACUAAGUUGCAGUUAAGUUUAUUCCUAAAGAGGUAUAUGUAAAUUUGUAGCUAACAGGAGGACGAUGUUCAUUCAGUUGUGUUUUUUAAAUGCUUUGCUGCUGUUUGUGGAUUUCGCCUGCUCAUCCAUAAUCUGAGAUUCUGGAGUUAGACUUGGCUGAGUGGAAAGCAAUGCAGUUAGUCUGAGGUUGGCAGUACUAUAGAUGGUGACACCACCAGCCGGCUGAUUCUGCAUUUGCACCGGGAUACCCACUCUCUCUGUCUCCACCUUGGGCUGCUGGCUGCCUCACCUGCUCUUAUUUCAAUUCCCCCUAUCAUUCUGUUCACCUUUCUUAAGAAACACACAUUAUUUCUCUCAUAAUCUACUGCUUUAAAGAAGAACACAAAGGGCCCAGAAACUCUUGCACCAGGAGAGGAUUCACCAUUCCCCUUGUCCCUCCUUGUACACUGCCUUUGCCUUUCUGGGCUCCUUUGUCUCACAGGCUCACAAAUUUCAUGUGUGUAAGUUUAAAAGGAGACAUAUGUUUCCAGAGAAGCAUUCCAUUUCUCCCCCUUAUUUAAAAUAUUUUUUUAUUUUUAAUUAUUAUGGUACAUAAUGUUAAUAUUUGUAUAUCUUUAUAGAGUACAUGUGAUGUUUUGAUACAGGCAUACAAUGUGAAUUAAUCCAAUCAGGGCAAUUGAGGUGUCCAUCACCUUUGGCAUUUAAUAUUUGUUUGUGUUAGGAACAUUCCAAUUUCACUUUUUAAGUUAUUUUGAAGU
This is a messenger RNA of Microcebus murinus (gray mouse lemur), 2632 nucleotides long. Its product is annotated as amine sulfotransferase-like. The record is from RefSeq and is a predicted model, not a curated record. Gene Ontology annotation, molecular function: sulfotransferase activity. Lineage: Eukaryota; Metazoa; Chordata; Mammalia; Primates; Cheirogaleidae.